AAUACCUAUGAGCCUGACUGUACAUAACCAUCAAUGUUUACACUAGAUGUCAAGUUUAGAACUACCAUAAACACUGUCAUACCACAAGUAUACAGAAAUGAUCUAAUUAUCUACAGUAUAACUUCAGACUCUGAAGUUGAGAUAUGGAUUUGUCUGAUCGUAAUGACCCAAUCUGAUAAAUAUUCCAAAUUUGGCAAAGGUGACAGUGUGAGUUCAUCUUACCUGACUUUAUAACAUUAAUGCCAACGAGUAUUCAUAUCAAUACGGUCAUUUAUAUGCUUAAACUGUUCAUUAAGUGAUGCUUGGAAUAAAUACAUUUAAAUGAAUGAAUGAAUGAAUGAAUAAACAACUCCGACGAUCAAUAACAGGGUUAGGUUAGAGGACACCUUUCUGUAAAAAAAAAAAAAAAAGUGCUUUCAACGGUUAAACAAAGAGAUGCUGUCUCAUGGGGACUGGAACAGCACGCAUAGUCUUCCAUCACAGCGACAAGGAACAGAGGAGAGGAGAGGAGGGGAGGGGAGGAGGAGAGGAGGGGAAGGGGGGGCAGCGACAGAAGGCUUGGAGGACGCUUUCAGUAGCCUUAUAUUGCCCUUUUUUCGGCAUUAUCCCCUCCGCGCGUCUUUGUUCGAAUCCCAGCGAUUCUUGCGAAACAGAUGGUGUCCCGCACGCGCUCCCUUCGUCCAAUCUCUUGUGCCAGAAUCAGCUGACUCGCGUGGACAGCGCCAGGUGCGCGAGCCCGUUAUUUUCUCUGUGAAGCGCGUGCCGCUCCAGUGUGCAGACACCACCGGUGGCAUAUCGCCGUUCUCUCUAAUCGGACCAUGCGGAAAAUCCGUGUGGACAUAACUAAGGGGUACCCAAAUAAAACAUAUGGCUGAAGGGUUCGCGUCGUAUGGAGUUGAGGAGCAGCACGGUACUAACAAAUAAGUCUCACAUCGCCUUCUGGAUUGUUCCCCUUGUUUAUUCACGUUUCUCUCUGUAAGGACAUUGCACGCACUGAGGGAGGAGGCCGGUGCAACUGAAACGUGCACGCCAAAGAGACCCAGUUGCACUGACCUGAUAUCAGACUGUCUGAGUCUACAGGGAAUCUUCUGGGGAAACUACCACUUUGAAUUUCAGUGCCACUGUUACUCAAGUUUUUAAAGUAUAAAAGGUUGAUGCAGUUACACUUCUGAACACUUGAUGAAAGUCUCACCAUACAGCCCAAAUCUUUUUGCUUCUUUGGGAAUCCAACCCAUUUUUGAUCAGAAUUGCUAAAAUGGCUAUAGGGAAUGCAUUCUGUGUUGCUCAGCCUUGUUUAAUUUUUAUAUUGGCAUUACUUACAUUCUCUUCUGUUGAUGCUACAGAGUGUCCGCAACUAUGUGUAUGUGAAAUCCGGCCAUGGUUCACACCCCAGUCUACUUACAGGGAAGCUAUAACUGUAGACUGCAAUGACCUUCGUCUUACACGCAUCCCUGGAAAUCUGUCAAGUGACACGCAGGUGUUGCUGUUGCAGAGUAACUACAUUGCCAGGACAAGUGAGGAACUGGAGCAGUUGCUAAAUCUGACUGAACUGGAUCUUUCCCAGAACAACUUUACCAAUAUUCACGAUAUAGGCCUGACCAACAUGUCCCAGCUCACCACACUACAUCUGGAGGAGAACCAGAUUGUUGAGAUGCCUGACUUCAGCCUUCAGGACCUUACAAACCUUCAGGAGCUUUAUAUAAACCACAAUCAAAUUAGUUCCAUUGCAGCUAAUGCAUUUGCUGGUUUGCGCAACUUGCUAAGGCUGCAUCUGAACUCAAACAAACUCAAAGCUAUUGAUAGUCGUUGGUUUGAAUCAACUCCUAACCUUGAGAUCCUAAUGAUUGGGGAAAAUCCUGUUGUUGGUAUUCUGGAUUUGAAUUUUAAACCUCUUGUUAACCUUAGAAGUUUGGUAUUAGCGGGGAUGGAACUUACUGAUAUACCUGGCAAUGCUUUUGUUGGACUGGACAAUCUUGAGAGCCUCUCUUUCUAUGAUAAUAAACUUGUGAAUGUUCCUCAAAAUGCUCUACAGAAACUAGCAAAUCUGAAAUUUCUGGAUUUGAACAAAAACCCUAUACACAAAAUCCAGGAGGGGGACUUUAAAAACUUGUUAAAGCUUAAAGAACUUGGUAUUAAUAAUAUGGGGGAGCUUGUCUCUAUUGAUCGUUUUGCCCUGGAUAAUCUGCCAGAAUUGACCAAACUUGAGGCCACCAAUAACCCCAAGUUGUCGUACAUUAGCCGAAUAGCAUUCCGUGACGUUCCAUCUCUUGAGAGUCUCAUGCUCAACAACAAUGCCCUAAACUCUGUUUACCUGGCAACAGUAGAAUCUUUACCCAACCUGCGGGAGAUCAGCAUUCACAGCAACCCAUUGCGGUGUGAUUGUGUUAUCCAAUGGAUGAGUUCAAAUAAAACAACCAUACGAUUUAUGGAACCUCUUUCAAUGUACUGUGCAAUGCCACCUGAGGUCAGAGGCCAGCGCAUGAGAGAUGUACUUUCACAUGAAUCUGCUGAGCAAUGUUUGCCAAUGAUAUCCCAUGAUACCUUCCCUAACCAUCUUAACCUGGAUAUUGGCAUGGCCGUAGACCUUGACUGUCGUGCAAUGGCAGAGCCUGAACCAGAGAUAUACUGGGUGACACCAUUAGGUAACAAGGUCAUGAUGGAUACUGUGUCUGAUAAGUACCAUCUGAACAGUGCCGGAACACUACAUAUAUCAAACAUUCAGGCUGACGAUUCUGGCCGCUACACCUGUGUUGCUCAGAAUACCGAGGGUGCUGACACCAGAGUGACUGCAAUCCGGGUCAAUGGUACUCUCCUGGACAGCACUCAGCUUAUGAAAAUAUAUGUAAAACAGACAGAGUCCCACUCAAUACUGGUGUCCUGGAAGGUAAACUCCAAUGUAAUGACUUCUAACCUCAAGUGGUCUUCAGCCACCAUGAAGAUUGACAACCCCCACAUCACCUACACAGCCAGAGUCCCUGUAGAUGUUCAUGAGUAUAAUCUGACACACCUUCAACCAGCUACUGAAUAUGAGGUCUGUCUCUCAGUUUCCAAUAUUCACCAACAGACUCAAAAGUCUUGUGUAAAUGUCACAACAAAACAUUCCACUUUUGCUGUAGAAAUAUCUGACCAAGGCACCAACACAGCUCUUGCUGCUGUCAUGGGUACAAUCCUGGCUAUCAUAAGCCUGGGGUUCAUCUCUGUCUAUAUUGCCAAGAGAUGGAAAAGGAAGAAUUACCACCACUCCCUCAAAAAGUACAUGCAGAAAACCUCUUCAAUUCCUCUUAAUGAGCUAUACCCACCUCUCAUCAAUCUGUGGGAUGUAGACACUGAAAAGGACAAAGAUGGCUCCUCAGAGCCAAAGCCAAGCCAGGUUGACACAACAAGAAGCUAUUACAUGUGGUGAAGUCCAUAAAACUGUUGUUUUGGAGCACAAAGACACGUUUUACUUAUUUGUGCAAAAAUGAAAGUGGAUUUGUUCUCUGCAUUGCUUAUUUGCAACAACUACACUGCCAGUCAAAAGUUUUUGAACAAAUGGAGUUUUUGUGUUAUGUUUUAUUACAGUGUUGCAAAAUUAAACAAGUGCUUUUAUUUUGCUUUGUUAUAAUGUUUUAUUAAAGGCAAGUGCACUUGUUUGGUGAACCAGUUACUGCAAGACUGUAAGCCUAUAUAAGUGUGCACUGAGACUGUGAUCCUGCAGGACUCAGCAAAAAAGGUGUGGGAGCAGGUGGUUUUUAAUUUCAUGUGGGUGGGAGCAGGCAAUGAGAUAUGAAGGACAAAGCAAGGCCACAUUCAUUAACAUGGGAGCAUACAGAGUGCUCACGUGAAACAGGGUACAUUUAUGUUCAGUAACUGUUUUAAUAUUUAGGGUGACAAUGGUUUAAAUGACUAAUUUGUAUAUAUUUUAGGAAAUAGAACCAGUUUAGAUAACUAGAAAAUAUUGCGAGUCAGUACAAAAAAUAAUAAUCAUUAUAACAGAAAUAAUUACAAAAACAGGCUGGAUUGGUCUGUAGCAGCAGGCAGGAUUAGCCACAAGUGUCUGCAGGAUUGGUAAGAAUUUCUUCAGGGGGAGAUGGGGGAAAAAACAGUCCCCCAAACACCUCUACUACAAGUGCCUAAUUAGAAUUAUCCAGGAGUUUCCAGUUAGAUCUAAGUUUUUCCCAAUAAAAUAAAAUAUUAUCAAUGUUUCUCAGUUCAUUUAUAACUAUUUCUUACUUAGAUUUUCUAAUUCUAGAGUAUUUACCUUGAACCCAUUUUUUUUUUAUUAUUAUUAUUAUUUUUAUUUUUUACUUUAACCAAGAGUUUGAAUAGAGGGAUUCAGAAACUUUUGAUUGGCAGUGUAAAUGGACUAAUGAUUCAUAUAUUUUAGUAGAGCAUAUUACUUUUUCUUCUUAGCUCAAUAUUGCAGCUUUGUUUAGUUUCUGAGACACGUUAGUAGCUGUGCUUUUUAUGUUCAGUAUAUUUUAAUAGCACAGCAUAGAUAAUGUCAAAGAUUAUUUUGGGGUCAGUUGAUGCUGUAGCAGUUUGAUGCAGUACUAUACAAAUGUCUUUGGCAGUAUUCAUAUAGAAUGUAAAGUUUCUUUUUCUCUUUUGUAAAACAGUUUAUCUGUUGUGCACUGAAAUAUAUUAAGAAUUUUGUCCAUGGACUACAGUGUAAGCUGACAAAAUGAUUUUAGACUUGAGAUACUGUCUAUUAAAUGAUGUUAGCAAUUGUUCUGUAAUGUUGUAUCAACUAUAAUUUUAACUUUUUUUAAUCAAACAUUAAAUUUUGAUUUAGAACUUAAAGGUAAUAGUUCUACAUUUUGGAUUUGUUUUUAAACAUAUUCAAGGUAAUACUAAUAAAUUAAUCAGUAGCAUUUUCUACUUCUCUGCAUGUGGUUUGAUUGUCAGAGAUGCCUAGUUCUACUUCCACCGGGGUGCUUUCUUUCCGAAACAAGUGUGCUCAUUUCCUACAAUACCAAUAGAAAAUUUGUCAAUUUAUAAAAAAUUUAUUUUUAACCUCAGUAGGGUACAGUAUUAAUAAUUCGAGAGAUUGUCAUCCUCACUAAAGUACAGUACCAAUGGAUUAAUUGAAUGAGGGUUAGCAUCACACUUACUGUCAUCAUUCAUCCUAAAACAAUGCAGCAGCACUUAUUUUAAGCGCUGUCCAGGGAAUAAAUUUUCCAUGGAACGCUUUCAGAAGUGUUAUGUAUGAACCAUUGUGAUGACAUUGCUAUGCGGUCUACACAAAUUCCAGAUGGAAACGCUUCUGGUUGUCUGAAACAUUAGAACGUAGAAUAGUACGUUACAUGUUUAACCGUGGUUCUGUGACUAAAUGGAGGACUGUCCAGCCAUCUGAGUCAAUCAGGUGAAUAAGAAUGGCCAGAGGAUUUGCAUGACGUAGCAGGGGCCUUUUAUAGGCUACACAGGUGAGGUCAC
This is a messenger RNA of Ictalurus furcatus (blue catfish), 5415 nucleotides long. RefSeq names its product leucine rich repeat neuronal 1 (gene lrrn1). The coding region runs from base 1256 to 3403 and encodes 715 amino acids. The transcript has 2 exons. Gene Ontology annotation, molecular function: protein binding. Lineage: Eukaryota; Metazoa; Chordata; Actinopteri; Siluriformes; Ictaluridae. The record is from RefSeq and is a predicted model, not a curated record.